Messenger RNA from Sardina pilchardus (European sardine), 9334 nucleotides. Its product is annotated as NACHT, LRR and PYD domains-containing protein 12-like. Gene Ontology annotation, biological process: intracellular signal transduction. NCBI's taxonomy places the organism in Eukaryota, Metazoa, Chordata, Actinopteri, Clupeiformes, Clupeidae. The record is from RefSeq and is a predicted model, not a curated record. Gene Ontology annotation, molecular function: protein binding. Bases 5744 to 9334 code for a protein of 1196 amino acids. The transcript has 14 exons.
GUUGCGCACAUAAAUUGUGCAUCAAUUUUAUGUCGGUAAGUAGCCUACACUUUGCAUUGCAUUUACGGGUGUUGGCUAGUUGAUAGGUGUAGUGAUCGGUGGCUUAUUCGUGGACUGAAAACAUGCAAAGAUCCUUACGGGUUCAUCAACAGCAGGACAUGAGACGAAACAGAGUUGUUGGUGGCGGCCUACGUGAAAUAGUAGCCUAUUAGGCUAUUACAUUAUAUUUGAUUAGGCCUACUUUCCCACAAUUUACUCAGAUAUUGCAGCCGUGGACACGAGAGAAAUAUCUCAUUAUUGUUCGGGACUAUAGACUCAGUCUAAAUUAAUCGACUGUAGCCUAUAAAGUGAAUCCAUGAAUUGGAAUAUUUUUGAAGUUAGUGUAAAACGGCCAACCCAAGAAGGAUUCGGCAUAGGAAUAGAAUAGAAUAAUAUACUUUUUUGAUCCCGUGAGGGAAAUUUGUUGCUCUGCAUUUAACCCAAAAUAACCGAAUUAGUGAAGACACACAGCGAGAUGAAUCACACACUAAUCCAAAGCAGUGAGGGGUUAGGUGCCUUGCUCAAGGGCACUUCAGCCGUAGUGGACUGAUCUGGGAUCGAACCAUCAACUGUCGGGUUUUAAGCCCGAAGCCUUAACCAGUACACCACGGAUGUUCACAAGGCAUCAGCUGGAACUUUUUUUAAGUAGCCUACCGCGAUAAAGUAGCAUGACCAGCUAUAGAGUCCACGUGAUUGCAUGUGUUGUUGUAUAUUGCUAAAAUGACUUUAAUUAACUUCUUUAUAGAGAAAUAAAACUUUUACAACAACCUAAACAAAAGUCCACUUCAGAUUGGCUGUCAGAAGGAGCAUGGGUCAUCUAUUUACCAUGACGUUGGUAAAAUCAUAACCACUGUUGUGCAUUGCCUACUUCAUAUUGGAGUCUGGACAUGGAGUCUGUAUAAUGGUGUGAAUGAAUGUAGGCUACAUGGCUGAUUUUAUUUUGUUCAAAUCGAGUGACUCUCCUACUAACAGGGAUUAAAGUUUUCCGGCACCGUGCCGGAAUUCCGGCGUGCGGCCAUUGACUGCGUUCAUUUUUUAAAAUAUUAUUUAUUUGUUAACGCCAUUGAAAAACACGCAGCAUUCGUUAAGCUGAAUUUCCUUUCCCUGCUCUCCCUCUCUGUCACUCACGCGUCACGCACCCUUUAAUAUACACUCACACACACACACACAAACACACACACACACACACACACACACUCAGACACAGACACAGAAUCCCCUUCGUGCACACCGCGUCUGUCUCCAUAACGAGAUCAUCCCUGGAAGCGCGGUCGCACUAAUGCACCUGACGCUGCGGGUGGAAGCAUAAGUUCUUCCGCAAAUUUUGUAGACUAUGCGUGCAACUUUACCAAACCGUUUAGAAGCAAACAAAUUUUCCUUGGCCCGCUCUCGUGCGCACUCAAUGGACACACCCACCCCUCGACAUGCACAUUUAAUCCAAACAAAACAUUCACAAUCGUAAACGCAAUGACGCACAGAAGACGACUAGCUGAAUUAUUGUUAAAUACGGUUAGCAUCAUUAGUAGGCUAUGCUGCACACAUCUGAUUAAAACUCUGCAUUCAAGUUGACUGACCAUCUCAAUACCAAUGUUUUUCAACUCCAAGAUUUAAAGGGCCUGUCCCAAGGAGAAAAAGUAUGAGCUUACCUUGAAACUUAAACACCCGUGGGGACACUGAACAGUCCAACCAGCUAGAGUAUGAUAAACUAGCCAACUAUGCUACUUUGUUUACAAUAUUUCGAGGCUUCAAUCAAACAGCUGAAUUUAAGAGGUGGAGUUGUAAUAUGAAUAGCAGGCUAUAAGCUGCAUAAAGUUUGCGGUUAUGAAUAUCAGAAAUGUCAGUAUACAGAAUGUAUAUAAAUAAUUACACGUGUGUGUGUGUGUGUGUGCUUUACAUCUUGUUAAAAAAAUCAUUAAAUAAAUAAAUUCACAUUAUGUGAAAGCAAAGUGUCAGACAUGAGGCGACCACCACAUAUUGCCUUCUAAUCUGUGAGAAACACUGUUAUUACUCUUUAAAAAGAGAAUCAUUGUCUUUUUUUGAAUACCUUAACUUAAAUGGUUGCAACUAAAUCUUAUUCUUCAAAUGCCUGCCUUCCAAUUUCACAUACCCUGACAACAUGACACCUUAUGAUUGUAGGUCAAUUUGUAACCUGUCAAAGACAAAGAUUAGCAGCAAAACUUGAUAUAAAAAGAAAUCCUAAAUGCUACAUGUAGCAUAUUGUAGUGUGUUGGACUACUAUUGCCACCUAUUGGCCUUUCUUGGGGUCCAACAUCACAAACAGGCCUGUGUCGUGUGCAAACACUCCAAAAAGUAAACCGGUUUCCAAUCGAUCGACCAACAUAGUGUCGUAUAGAGUUGCAUGCACAAGUCUAAAAAAGUUCAGGCUCAGGAUUUUCUUUUGCUUUAAUCCCUGUACUAAUUAUAGGCUGUGAACUCUGUGAAGAUCUGCUCUCAAAAUUUGGAUUAAGAGGAGUUAGAGGAAUCAUGACAAAAUAGGCCUACAGUCUCUCUCUCUCUCACACACACACACACACACACACACACACACACACACACACACACACACACACAGAGAGAGAGAGAGAGAGAAGGGAAGGUUGUGGUUCUGACUGCUUUCGUUUUGUGCAUACUGUCUGUGCAUGUAGUCACGUAGCUCUGACAGCUAGUUUCAUGUCCCCUCUUCUCAAGGGUUUGAAACUUUGAGUGUAUUUUGAUUUGUUCAGUUAUUGUCAUUGUCAUGCUGAGUUGACUUUAACAGGUGUCACCUGUAGAUUUUUCAAAGCUGCCAGCUGGCUAUAGCUACUCUAUCAAUAUUUUCUAUGUGGAGUGAUCAACCUCCCAGACUUGUUGUGUUGGUUUUUAUAGACUGUAUUGUAAUGUACUAUAAUCAAUGGAUCUAACUUACUGUGUUUUAAGUCAAAUUGUACGUAUUAAUUUCCCCCACACCAUUUUGGGGGGCCCAGAAUUGUUUAUUUUCUAGCACUUUAGGAAAAAUGUAGGCCUAGGCCAUUUUUUCUGGCAAGAGAGACCCAUGUGUGCCUUGUCCAUUGAAGGGGGAGUGAGGCGGGCACAGCUAGGCUGAUUGGCUGUUGCCCAUGCAGCUCUCUGCUCCACAGGCUCAUCCUGCACAACAGGAGCAUCUGUAGCCCAACCUCCUAUGAGCCUUCUGCUCAUCACACUUCAACAUGUUAAGGCCACAUAGCUGACUGCUUGUUACCAUUAUGUGCACUUUUCAUCAUUAUUCAGUAUUCAUCAUGUUUUAUGCAUCUUGGAAGUAAACAAUAGUAAGAUAUGUGCUGUUUGCUGCUCUGACUUUGGUUCAAAGAUCAGCAUAGACGUGAAUGGUGGGAAAAGGUAAUAAAUAAGUUCUUUGAUUUCAUAUUAUCUAAUAAACAUGUGCAAAGGCCUGUUGGGUGGAGGCAUGUGGCAGAGAUGUGACCCUGCUCCAUGAUUAGCUGUGGUGUGUUCCUGUGUUGACUCCGUGUCUAGUGUGUUUGUCAGCACCCCGCUGGCCUCUCCUCUCUGCAGCGCUUCCCCCUCUGCCACAGCAGCACACGGCUAUGAACACAACAGCCCCACAGAGCACCUGCUGACAGACACAACGUCCACCAUACAUUGUACAUCAAUUUUAUGUCGGUAAGUACACUUAAAUAAUUGCAUUUACGGGUGUUGGCUAGUUGAUAGAUGUAGUGAUCGGUGGUUUAUUCGUGGACUGAAAACAUGCAAAGAUCCUUACGGGUUCAUCAACAACCGGUAAUGAGACGAAACAGAGUUGUUGAUGGCGGCCUACAGUAGGCUACGUGAAAUAGUAGCAUAUCACAUUACAUUUGAUUAGGCCUACUUUCCCACAAUUUACUCAGAAAUUGCAGCCGUGGACACGAGAGAAAUAUCUCAUUAUUGUUCGGGACUAGACUCAGUCUAGAUUAAUCGACUGUAGCCUAUCAAGUGGAUCCAUAAAUUGGAAUAUUUUUGUAGUCAGUGUAAAACGGCCAACCCAAGAAGGAUUCGGCAUAGGCAGCAGCCAUGGAACUUCCUAUUUUUAAGUAGGCUACGGCGAGAGUAGCCUGACCAGCGAUAGAGUCCACGUGAGGCUAUUGCAUGUGUUGUUGUAUAUUGCCAAAAUGACUUUAAUUAACUUCUUUAUAGAAAAAUAAAAUUUUUACAACAAUCAAAACAAAAGUCCACUUCAUGGGUCAUCUAUUUACCAUGACGUUGGUAAAAAUCAUAACCACUGAGUCUGAACAUGGAGUCUGUACAAUUGCGUGAAUGAGUGUAGGCUACAUGGCUGACUAUAUUUUUGUUCAAAUCGAGCAAGUGACUCUCCUAGUAAUUAUAGACAAUGAACUCUGAAGAUCUGCACUCUAAAUUUAGAGUUAGAGGAAUCAUGACAAAAUAGGCCUACAGUCUCUCUAUCUCUCUCUCUCUCACACACACACACACAGAGAGGAAGGUUGUGGUUCUAUGACUGCUUUCGUUUCGUGCACUGUCUGUGCAUGUUGUCACGUAGCUCUGACAGCUAGCUUCAUUUCCCUCUUCUCAAGGGUUUGAAACUUUGAGUGUAUUUUAAUUUGUUCAGUUAUUGUCAUGCUGAGGUGACUUUAACAGGUGUCACCUUUAGAUUUUUCAAAGCUAAAGAAAGCUAAAGAAAGCUAACGAUUUUUCAAAGUCAGGCUAUAGUUGCUCAGGAGCUACUCUACUGAUAUUGUCUAUGUAGAGUGAUCAACCUCCCAGACUUGUUGUGUUGGUUUUUAUAGACUGUAUUGUAAUGUACUAUAAUCAAUUGGAUCUCACUCACUGUGUUUUAAGUGUCAAUGUACAUAUCAAUUUCCCCCACACCAUUUUGGGGGGCCCAGAAUUGUUUUCUGUCAUAGAGCCUUUGUUUUCUUUAUUUUUUUUCUGUCACAUUGCAUGUGCAUGCCUGUCCAUUCUAAAUGAGCAGAAGUCAAUCCACUUUACCCACACUUUAGGAAAACUGUAGGCCAUUUUUGUCUGGCAAGAGAGACCCAUGUGUGCCUUGUCCAUUGAAGGGGGAGUGAGGCGGGCACAGCUAGGCUGAUUGGCUGUUGCCCAUGCAGCUCUCUGCUCCACAGGCUCAUCCUGCACAACAGGAGCAUCUGUAGCCCAACCUCCUAUGAGCCUUCUGCUCAUCACACUUCAACAUGUUAAGGCCACAUAGCUGACUGCUUGUUACCAUUAUGUGCACUUUUCAUCAUUAUUCAGUAUUCAUCAUGUUUUAUGCAUCUUGGAAGUAAACAAUAGUAAGAUAUGUGCUGUUUGCUGCUCUGACUUUGGUUCAAAGAUCAGCAUAGACGUGAAUGGUGGGAAAAGGUAAUAAAUAAAUUCUUUGAUUUCAUAUUAUCUAAUAAACAUGUGCAAAGGUCUGUUGGGUGAAGGCAGAUGGCAGAGAUGUGACCCUGUUCCAUGAUUAGCUGUGUUGUGUUCCUGUGUUGACUCCGUGUCUAGUGUGUUUGUCAGCACCCCGCUGGCCUCUACUCUCAGCAGCGCUUCCCCUUCUGCCACAGCAGCACACGGCUAUGAACAGAACAGCCCUACAGAGCACCUGCUGACAGACACAACGUCCACCAUACAUUGUACAUCAAUUUUAUGUCGUGAUUCCCCUACGUCUGUGAAGAGCUAAGACUUCUGUUAUUGGUGGAGAAGAAAUGGACCCACAGAUCUGAUUGGUCUGCACAGCUAAUAAAAGAUGGAUCUCCCUCAAGAGGGUGAGGAUGCUGUCAGUGGAAAUCAGACGGCCAGAGCAGCAUGUGCCGUGUCCAGCCACAAGUCCCUGAAGGAUGAGGAGUCUGUUACUGAUGGACAUCAGGGGGUCAGCAAAGGACAAGUGCUACACAGUGCUGGACCACAUACACACAGACCAGUGUCUCCAGUGCCCAGCUGUGUGUCUAUGAAGAGUGACCAGUCCAUGGGACAGCCUUUACAUCUCAGCAGUGAAUCGCCACAGCCUGAUCCCAAGUUGGAUGAUGUAAAGCAGCCAGCUGGGCAAGAUGACCAAACAAACAAGAUGAUGCCUGUGGGAGACCAGCCAUUUUCCUCAGGUCUGGCUGGCGGGAGUGGAGAUAUCAACAUGAAUGUUGCUGCUCACUCUGGAGGGAUGGUGAACGCCCCGGCCUUUACUGGUUGUAUCAUCCAUGGCUCUCUCAACAUCACUGUUGCACCAGGGGCCAUGCCACAGCAAAGCACUGAACAUGUUGCUGAACAUACAGUCCAGCCACAAGAAACGACAACACAGAUUGAAGUGGAAAAGAAGAGAGAGGAGUCAAACAGGCAACUCAAGCAACGCCUUCAGUCCAUCUUAAAAGACAUGUGUUUCCUUGUACGUCAAGAGCUAGGAGAUGAAAAACUACAGGACAUCUACACUGAUCUUUGCGUUGUAGAAGGAUGCUCUGGAGAGAUCAACAGUGCACAUGAAGUGUCAACAAUUCACUUGAAACAAAUUGAGACAAGGUCAUUCCCUGGGACCAAGAACUCAGUCAAGUUGUCAAACAUGUUCUCUGACCAUCUCUAUGCAGAUAAACCUGUCACAAAGGUCUUGACUUUGGGAAUAGCUGGAGUGGGGAAAAGUGUUGCUGUGCAAAAGUUUGUCUUAGACUGGGCAGAAGAUAAAGAGAAUACAAAAAUAGGGCUGGUUUUUGUUCUUCCAUUUCGAGAGCUGAACUUGUACAAAGAUAAGGUCCACAGCCUCUUUGACCUUCUCUUUAAAUUGUACCCAGACCUUGAAGAUUUGACAGAAUCCACUGACUUAAAAGGGACAACAGUUCUUUUUGUAUUUGAUGGUUUAGAUGAAAGCAGACUCGCGCUAGACUUCAGCGAGCCCAUAUGUGACCCAAAAGAGAAAGCAUCAGUUGCCAUGUUAACAACAAGUCUAAUUACUGGUAAACUGUUGCCUUCUGCACUCAUCUGGGUAACAACAAGACCGGCAGCAGCCAAUAAGGACCUGUGUGACCUUUUCCAAUUGGUGACAGAGAUCCAAGGUUUCAGUGAAAGCCACAGAGAGGAGUAUUUUAAGAAGGUAAUUCCAGAGAAGGCUGAACAAAUUCUAGCACACGUGAAAUCAAAGAGAAGCCUCUACAUAAUGUGUCACAUUCCAGUGUUCUGUCGGAUCACAGCAGUGGUGCUUGGAGGAAAGGGAAAAGAGAAAGGAGUCUCUGACCAGGAAAUGCCCAAAACGUUGACUGAAAUGUACGCACAAUUCAGUGUCUUUCAGAUCACCAGAAUGAAGAAAUACCAAGAGGAGGAGAUGAGCCCAGAGGAAAAAGGGCAGCUUCUUGUUAAACUUGGGAAACUAGCAUUCAAACAUCUGGAGAGUGGCACCCUGAUAUUCUAUGAGAAGGAUCUGAAGGAAUGUGAAAUUGAUGUAAAUACAGGAGCAUUGAAGGCUGGACUUUGUACACAGAUCUUCAAAAAAGAAAGUGCUAUAAAUGGAAAGAGCAUAUUCAGCUUUGUGCACCUGAGUGUACAGGAAUUCCUGGCAGCUCUGUACUUGCUCCACACACAUGCAAUUGACAAAGCAAAUCUCUUUAUCAAGACCACUUGGGAGAAGACUAGAUGGAUGGUCAAGAACACAAGGUUCGACCUCUAUAAGAUGUCUUUGGAGAGGGCCUUACUAAGUGAAAAUGGACAAUUGGAUCUUUGUGUGCGCUUCCUUCUUGGACUGGCUCCAAUGUUGGAGCCUGAAGUCCGGUUCCCCCUGAAUGAUGUUCUGCCACAUUUGGGACAACAGAGCAUCAAGAAGACAGUUGAAUACAUCAAGAAAAAGAUCAGCAAAAACAUCCCACCAGAACGGAUGAUCAACCUUUUCCACUGUCUGAAUGAACUUGGAGAUGAUUCACUGGUUGAGGAAAUCAACAGAUACAUGAGCUCAGCAGGCGAGGAGAAGAAACUGACUCCAGCCCAGUGUUCAGCUCUGACUUAUCUGCUGCUGAUGUCAGCGGAAGAGCUGGAGGAGUUUGAUCUGAAGAAAUACCUGAGAUCAGAGGAAGGGCUCCACAGAAUGCUCCCUGUAGUCAAUGUCUCUAGGAGGGUUUGGCUAAAUCAGUGUCGCCUCUCUAAAGCAAGCUGUGAAAUGAUGGCAUCAGUGCUGCAGAGGACACCUUCCCAUCUGAGAGAACUGGACAUGAGUGACAAUGACCUGCAGGAUGAAGGAGUGAAGCUGCUCUGUGUGGGAAUAAGAGAUCCACAAUGCAAGCUGGAGACACUAAGACUGUCUGGUUGUCAGAUCACCCUGAAGGGCUGUUCUCUCUUGUCCUCUGGCCUCAAAUCAAACCCCUCCUACCUGAAACAGCUGGAUCUGAGCUACAAUCACCCAGGAGACUCAGGUGCCAGAGAGCUCACAGACAGACUGAAUGAUCCCAACUGUAAACUAGAGACUUUCAGACUUGCUGGUUGUAAGCUAACAGAGGAUUCCUGUAAGGCUGUAGCCUCUGCUUUGCAGUCCUCCAUCUCCCUAAAGGAACUGGACCUGAGUCACAAUGACCUGAAGGAUUCUGGAGUUCAGCUUCUCUCUGCAGGACUCAGUAGCCCUCACUGUAAACUGCAGACUUUAAGAUUGUCUCAUUGUCUGAUCACUCAGAAGGGCUGUUCUUUUUUGUCCUCUGCCCUCAAAUCAAACCCCUCCUACUUGAAACAGCUGGAUCUGAGCUACAAUCACCCAGGAGACUCAGGUGUCAGAGAGAUCACGGAGAGACUGGAUGAUCCCAACUGUAAACUACAGACUUUCAGGUAUGACUAUGGAGGAGAAUUCAGGAUUAAACCAGGAAUAAAAUAUGCCUGUGAGCUCACACUGGACCCAAACACAGCAGGCAGAGAUCUCUCUCUCUCUGAGGGGAACAGAAAGGUGACACGUGGGAGUGAGCAGGCGUAUCCUGACCACCCAGAGAGAUUUGACUCCUGGCCUCAGGUGCUGUGUAGAGAGGGUCUGACUGGACGCUGCUACUGGGAGGCUGAGUGGAGUGGUGGUGGGGUUGAUAUAGCAGUGGCCUAUAAGAGCACCCCGAGGAGUGGGCUGUUUGGACAUAAUGCCAAGUCCUGGAGACUGGACUGCUCUGGUACCAGUUACUCUGCCUGGCACAAUAGUAAGAAGACUGCCAUACCUGCCCCCUCCUCCCGCUCCAGCAGAGUAGGAGUGUACCUGGACUGGCCAGCAGGCACUCUGUCCUUCUACAGCGUCUCCUCUGACACACUCACCCACCUGCACACGUUCAACUCCACAUUCACUGAGCCCCUCUAUCCUGGGUUUUGGACUGACUCCUCAGUGUCCCUGUGCCAGAUCACAUGA